AUGGAGAACAAGUUCAUCCCGCAGGCGAUCGAGAUCGUGACGCAGGCCAUCAAUGAGGACAACAGCAAGAACUACCAGGAGGCCUUCCGCCUGUACAAGAAGGCGCUCGAGCACUUCAUGGUCGGCGUCAAGUACGAGAAGAACCCGACGUCCAAGGAGAUCAUCAUGAAGCGCGUGGAGGGCUACAUGACGCGCGCGGAGCAGCUGCGCGGGAUGCUGGAAAAGGAGAACGCGCCCAAGCCCGUGGCCGCUGCUGUGGACAUGGACAAAGGUGAAAAAGAGGACGACGACGAAACGGACGCGGAGACGGCCAAAUUGCGCGGAUCCCUGGCCUCGGCGGUCGUCUCAGAAAAGCCUAAUGUCAAGUGGGACGACGUCGCUGGGCUGGAUGCCGCAAAGGAAGCGCUGAAAGAGGCGGUGAUCUUGCCUGCAAGGUUUCCGCAGCUCUUCACGGGGAAGCGACGUCCCUGGAAGGGCAUUCUGCUCUACGGGCCUCCGGGUACGGGUAAGUCCUAUCUGGCACAAGCGGUUGCAACAGAAGCGGACGCAACCUUCUUCGCCGUGUCAUCCUCCAGCUUGGUUUCCAAGUGGCAGGGCGAGAGUGAAAAGCUGGUGAAGAACCUGUUCGAGAUGGCACGCGAAAAGAAGCCCGCGAUCAUUUUCAUAGACGAAAUCGACUCGCUCUGCUCAAGUCGAUCUGAGGGAGAGAGUGACUCUACACGCCGCAUCAAGAAUGAAUUCCUCGUGCAAAUGCAAGGCAUUGGCAACAACCACGACGGCGUCCUGGUGCUUGGAGCUACCAAUGUACCCUGGGAGCUUGAUCCCGCUAUGCGACGUCGAUUCGAAAAGCGCAUUUACAUCCCUCUCCCUGAUAUUGACGCACGGAAGGUGAUGCUGGGAAUCCACUUGGGCGAUACACCGAACGAGCUGAGUGAUGCAAACUUUACAGCGAUCGCCGAGAAAACGGAGGGCUCUUCUGGCUCAGAUAUUUCGGUGCUUGUGCGAGACGCUCUUAUGGAACCUCUUCGAAAGUGUCAACAAGCUCAGUUCUUUACUCCGUGCGAUGAUAAGGCGCACCCCGUUCGGAAUGGUCCAUUCUUGACACCCUGUGAAGACGACCCCCCGUGCGCUUACUGCCACAUGAAGCUUUCAGCAUGCCGACCCAAGUGCCCCGAUUGCAAGGCCCCAUGCCGGCGAUGCGGGGCGUUGCGCAUGCGUCUGUAUGAUUUACCAGAGCGUGGCUACUCUGACGAGAAGCUCCGGCCACCGAUGAUCUCAAUGAGCGACUUCCUACACGUGCUGGAGCAUUCGAGUGCGACGGUCGCUCCUGAUGAGCUGAACCGCUUUGUAAAGUGGACCCAAGAGUUUGGACAAGAAGGCUAG
Phytophthora sojae is the source of this 1383-nucleotide messenger RNA. RefSeq lists its product as hypothetical. The coding region runs from base 1 to 1383 and encodes 460 amino acids. The transcript has 10 exons. Gene Ontology annotation, molecular function: ATP binding; ATP hydrolysis activity. NCBI's taxonomy places the organism in Eukaryota, Oomycota, Peronosporomycetes, Peronosporales, Peronosporaceae. The record is from RefSeq and is a predicted model, not a curated record. Gene Ontology annotation, biological process: vacuole organization; endosomal transport.